Molecule: messenger RNA, 540 nt
Organism: Daldinia loculata
Lineage: Eukaryota; Fungi; Ascomycota; Sordariomycetes; Xylariales; Hypoxylaceae
Exons: 1
Coding region: 1-540 (179 amino acids)
Source: RefSeq, a predicted model, not a curated record
AUGUCUAGCCAAGGUUCGUCAAUACAAGGGUCGUUCAGAGAACGCGUCGAACAAGAGAUGAUGACUCGAGGGCAGACAACUACGAGCCAGUCUCAAAACCAGGAGAUUCCGCUGAAAAGUCCCUUGCGGAAACUCUCCUAUGAGUUACUUCCUGAGAUUCUCUCAGUGGUACCCAAGGUAGCCCCGCCGGUCUUGACCAGGGGUGAUGGAAAUGUAGCGCCAUUAGAUCAUCUAGCCAGUCUAUCUGACCAUCAAAAUUCAAGCCAGGUGGGACAAAGCACAUUGGGCCCCAAACCGACGCUCUGCAGACGUAACGCGCUUUGCCGACGCGCGACAGCGCCUAUGGGAUAUAAGAAAGGGAUUCCUGACGAUGACAAUUGUCCAAAGGACUACUUUUCUUUCCCGUUCGCGGAGCCCCCUUCGCCGCGUUCACCUGCGGCGGAGGAGCUUCGCAGCGCGUGGCAAAGCUUUCAAAGGCCUAUCCGAGCCCACUCGUUACCCUCGCGUCAAUUUCACAACCCUGAGAAUUUUCUUAGCUAG